AUGUGUGGAGCAAUUGAAGCGGAACCGAAUGAAUAUCUAAUAAUGAAUUUUCCAUUAGAACGAACUUUCUCAUACUUGCUGUACGUGAAAAUAUUUCUAGAACAAAGUACGAAAGCUUCUUCGAUAAUUUAUGUGGAUGACGUGAUGAUGAUGAUAAAAAGAAGCAUCAGCAUACUUGACAUCGGCAGAAAAAAGCUUUCGCGUAAACAUAAAUACAACAUUAGGAAAAGUACAACAAAGCCGCUGAUGUUCGUUGUUGCCAAAUUUCCUCUUUCUUUACUUCAGAAGCUUAUUCAGAAGCUUUUCACACUGCGGAGAAAAAGAAAGAUUUCUGACGUAUUCGUCUUCGCUGCCGUCACUUAUGCUGUGAGUAUAAUGAGAUGGGUUUUUUAA
Clunio marinus is the source of this 393-nucleotide messenger RNA. The record is from the annotation of a GenBank genome assembly. Lineage: Eukaryota; Metazoa; Arthropoda; Insecta; Diptera; Chironomidae.